CUCAAUCAACGACAGCUUUUCAACGGUUGCAGUAUUUCGGCAUCAUUUCGCACAGUUUAAUUCUCCAGAAACACUAGUCAAUGACAAUGGUCCACAAUUCACAUGGAACGAGUUCAACCGAUUUCGUCAAUCCAUGGGCGUACAUAUCCGUAGUCCUAUUUAUCAUCCCCAGUCGAAUGGAUAGGCUUAGAGGAGAGGAAGAUAUUGCUGUAAAGUUGGAUGUUCUCCCAAAUCAACAAUCAACGUCGGAACUUUUUAUUGGUCGACGUUUACGCAUACCGUUAUAUGCCAUGCUUCCAGCAAAGAAGACUAAUGGGCAUGACCAGAAAAUGGCAGAUCAUUUCAAUCCUAAGCAUGGUACUUGCAAACGAUAUUUUCACCCCGGUGACCCAGUGAGUUUGGAUUCCCGGAAUUGCAAAGCAAGAAAAGGAAAUAUCCUGUAUGAAGUGGAAUGUUAAAACCGAUUGAUUACACGACAUGUGAAUCACAUCAAACAUCGUUAUACAUCCGAAGAAGUUCAGCAAGAUGACACUACAGAGAUUCCCCUAUACAUUUAGAUUCAUUUGCUUUGCUUAAGCCGACGGAACCACAAACAGAGCAACGCGUUGGUGUGAGCACAGAAGUGGAACUUGAAUGAAGACAUUCCACAAGUACACGCCCCCAGUUCAGUGACUCGGUGUCAUUCCAAGCAAAGAUCUUACGUGUAACAUUUUAUCUUUAGCCGGGGAAGAUGGUAGAGAGAGCAUGUAUGUCAGCCAGACAAAAAAUGUAAAAAGCG
Molecule: messenger RNA, 778 nt
Organism: Dicrocoelium dendriticum
Lineage: Eukaryota; Metazoa; Platyhelminthes; Trematoda; Plagiorchiida; Dicrocoeliidae
Source: the annotation of a GenBank genome assembly